Messenger RNA from Aspergillus uvarum CBS 121591, 1986 nucleotides. RefSeq lists its product as uncharacterized. NCBI's taxonomy places the organism in Eukaryota, Fungi, Ascomycota, Eurotiomycetes, Eurotiales, Aspergillaceae. Bases 131 to 1723 code for a protein of 530 amino acids. The transcript has 2 exons. The record is from RefSeq and is a predicted model, not a curated record.
UUCCGCACCGUCUCCAGCCCGUUUUGCACAUCCUUCUUCUCAGCGAAUCUGCACUCGUCUUACAUCGGUCUCAUACUUCUAGCUAUUGCUUCAACUUACGACAAGCGCAUCUUGAAAUCUCUUUAUCAUCAUGGAAUACCACUUUGUUCCCCCGGAGGAGCGUGCCAGAAAUGAGAAGGGCGAGCUGUUACCCUGGGGUUAUGUUUACAAGGACGAAUCCCGCAAUCCACGCCGCGCCCCGGAGGAAUCAGGCCCCUUCGGCAAGCGCCGCAAUGCCCGCUACGAACACACGCGCUCGCGCACCCGCACCGGCACGCCGGCGGCCAAGCGCGAGAACCCCAACGUGACGGAGUUUGGGCGCCUGUUCGCGGCGCAGCAGGAGGACGAGAAGGUCCGCAGCAACACUUUACCGAAAUCGGCGUCGGCGUCGAACGUGGAGAGUCUGCGCAAGCAGCAACAGCACCAGCAACAACAACAGCAGCAGCAGCAACAGCAACAGGAGGCGGAGAAGGUCGCGACGGAGUGCAUCCUGUACGGGUACAAGAGCAAGGACGGGGAGUGGAAGGUGCUGGACAAGUACGAGCGGAUCUCGCAGGGGUUCAUCUGCGAGGACUAUCCGCGGACGGACCCGCACGCGGCCACGGGGUUCUCGCAGCUGCUCAGCGGCGGGGACGUGGUGAUCCGGACGGGGCUGUCGGCGGACGCGAACCGGAAGUCGAAGCGCUACGCGGGCGGGUACCACUGGAUUAAAGUCACGUUCGACUCGACGACGGCGGCGGACCGGGCGUGUUUCUUCUCGCCGCAGGAGAUCGACGGGCACCUGGUGUUCUGCGAGCUGUACCAUGGCCGCGGCCCCGCGGAGGAUGUGCCCAUCGUGGCCGGGUCGGCGGCGGCGCAGCGCGUGCAGUCCAAGGCGCCCCGGACGCUGACGACGUCGCAUUCCACGGCGUUCCUGCCCACGGGCUCCGACAAGGAGCGCCAUACCCUGCCCCGGUCGUUUGCGUUCGGCAACCUGUCCACGGUGCCGGAUCUGAUGGAUGAGGAGGCGGACUCGAUGGACUCCACGCCGACGGCCAGCUCGACCACGGCCAUGGGGCUCGAGCAGCCGACGGGCAGCAGUUUUCCGGUGCAGCAACAACAGCGCCCCGUCAUCAGCGCCCCCGCGGCGCAACCCAAACCCGAAUCCGACUUCAUGACCCAUAUCCCCACGGUGCGGCGGACGAAACUGCGGCCGUUGACCGAGGCCCUCCCGCCGCAGCCCACCGUCACGGAACGGGUGCUGCGCUCCAUCCCCAUCCUCAGCUGGUUCACCGGCGAUAUCGUGGGCGACGGCCCGCAGCUGCGCGAGGACGGCGUCUUCGACUAUGACAAGUCCAAUACCUACUGGCGGUUCUGGUACAUGAUCGAUAGGAUCAUCGGCACAGACAUCUGCGGCCUGAAGGAGGAGUCCUCGGAGGCUGCGGUCCCAACAACGAUCGCAGCCGUAACGACCACGGCCACUGAAUCGCCCGUACAACCGCAACAACAACAGCAAUUACACCACCGCUCAGCCUUGCCAGAUAAAGGCCCCCUCUUCUCGCGAACCCCGCUGGAAGCCAUCGAGAACCCCAACGAUGAUACCCCAGCAACAACAACAACAACAACAACAAAAGCCCUUCAAUAUUCCGGCUCCUCGACGGGGCUAAAGGAAUUAGACCCCCGCCGCCCGUUCUCCUGGGAUUGAUGUAACGUGAUGUGAUGUCGAUUCGGACCGAGGAAGGUGGAAGCAGACGGAUCUGCGCACAUGAUGGGCCUGGACCAGCGAUUGUACGCCAGCAAACACCAUAUCUACCCUGUACCAUAAACCCUUUCUCAUGUCUGCGCCAGCGGUUAUUGUCUUUGCCUUGAUAUCUAUCUCUACGAUGAGAGCGAACGAGAGAGAAAAGAAAGUCUGGUCUCAAGUUCAUUUAUAUCUCCGCGUCUACUCUUCUUUUUUUUUUUUUUUUU